UAUAAGAGCCGGGCAGCGCGAGCCUGCAGGCAGAUCCAGCUUCCCCUGUGGACGCGCCCGAGGUGUGUACCUCUCAACUGAAAGUCGCCAAUACAAAGAGAAGUAUACCAAAUUCAUCAUGAUUGAAGACAACAAAGAGAACAAAGAUCAUUCUUUUGAAAAAGGAAGAGCAACUCUCAUUUUUUCCUUAAAGAAUGAAGUUGGAGGACUUAUAAAAGCACUGAAAAUAUUCCAGGAGAAGCAUGUGAACCUGUUACAUAUUGAAUCACGAAAGUCAAAGAGGAGAAACUCAGAAUUUGAGAUUUUUGUAGACUGUGAUAUCAACAGGGAACAACUGAAUGAUAUUUUCCAUCUGUUGAAGUCUCAUACUAACGUUCUGUCUGUGAACCCACCCGAUAAUUUUACUCUGAAGGAAGAUGGUAUGGAAACUGUUCCUUGGUUUCCAAAGAAAAUUUCCGACCUGGACCAUUGUGCCAACAGAGUUCUGAUGUACGGAUCUGAGCUAGAUGCGGACCAUCCUGGCUUCAAAGACAAUGUCUAUCGUAAAAGACGAAAGUAUUUUGCAGACUUGGCUAUGAACUAUAAAUAUGGAGAACCCAUCCCUAGAGUGGAAUUCACUGAGGAGGAGAUUAAGACCUGGGGAACCGUCUUCCGAGAGCUCAACAAACUCUACCCAACCCACGCUUGCAGAGAGUAUCUCAAAAACCUUCCUUUGCUUUCUAAAUACUGUGGCUAUCAAGAAGACAAUAUCCCGCAGUUGGAAGAUGUCUCAAACUUUUUAAAAGAGCGCACGGGUUUUUCCAUCCGUCCUGUGGCUGGUUACCUGUCACCAAGAGAUUUCUUAUCAGGGUUGGCCUUUCGAGUUUUCCACUGCACUCAGUACGUGAGACACAGUUCAGACCCUCUCUAUACCCCAGAGCCAGAUACCUGCCAUGAACUCUUAGGUCACGUUCCGCUUUUGGCUGAACCUAGUUUCGCUCAGUUCUCCCAAGAAAUUGGCCUGGCUUCCCUCGGAGCGUCAGAGGAGGCUAUUCAAAAUCUGGCAACGUGCUACUUUUUCACCGUGGAGUUUGGUCUGUGUAAACAGGAUGGGCAGCUAAGAGCCUUUGGUGCCGGAUUGCUCUCCUCUAUCAGUGAGCUCAAACAUGCACUCUCUGAUCAUGCCAAAGUAAAGCCCUUUGAUCCCAAGACCACCUGCAAGCAGGAUUGUCUCAUCACAACCUUCCAGGAUGUCUACUUUGUAUCGGAAAGCUUUGAGGAUGCAAAGGAGAAGAUGAGAGAAUUUACCAAAACAAUUAAGCGUCCAUUUGAAGUGAAGUAUAACCCAUACACACGGAGUAUUCAGAUUCUGAAAGACACCCGGAGCAUAACCAGCGCCAUCAAUGAGCUGCGGCAUGACCUCGACGUGGUCAGUGAUGCCCUUGCCAAGGUCUGCAGGCUGCCGAGUGUGUGACGGGUGCCAGUCGCAAUCCAGAAGCAUCUGGGCGUCAGUUCAGUGGCCAUGGCCAGCUCUUGCUUUUCUUGAAGACCUGAUCAUUGGCAGGCCAGCAGCUUCUAGCCAGAAGACACUGUCUAAUCCCACCCCUAAUGAAUCGCCAGCCAGGAAAUUUGCACCUGUUCUCUCUGCUACCCUUUUGUUUUGUUUUGUUGGUAAUGGCUUCAGUGAAAUAUAAUCCAUAUACCGCAUACAGGACUUGUUUGACCCAGUGGAUAGAUCUGGCCUCAACUUGACUCUCUUUUCCUCAAUCCUUCUUGUGUAAAAUGACCUUGAUGACCCUCAGAAUACACUGAUGAGUAUUCCAGAGCUGAGCCAUACUGUUACUUGACAUCCUUUAUUUCUAAAGUAUCUGUUACUAUCAGUGAGUUUGUGCCACUCUCAAUCACACUGACCCACCUAAAUUUAGCAGGAGACCAACCAUCUCCACUGCCAGCAUGAGUGAAAGUAGAGAGGCCUCUGUCCAUGAGCAUACCUAGAAAAAGCAAGCAGCCUGGUUUCAAGUGUUAUGAAUUUCAAGUGCUUUCUUUCUUUCUUUCUCCUCCUUCCCCUC
This is a messenger RNA of Tupaia belangeri chinensis (Chinese tree shrew), 2048 nucleotides long. RefSeq names its product tryptophan hydroxylase 1 (gene TPH1). NCBI's taxonomy places the organism in Eukaryota, Metazoa, Chordata, Mammalia, Scandentia, Tupaiidae. The transcript has 12 exons. Gene Ontology annotation, biological process: aromatic amino acid metabolic process; serotonin biosynthetic process. Bases 119 to 1453 code for a protein of 444 amino acids. The record is from RefSeq and is a predicted model, not a curated record. Gene Ontology annotation, molecular function: tryptophan 5-monooxygenase activity; iron ion binding. Gene Ontology annotation, cellular component: neuron projection.